AGGGACCGUGACAAUGUGCUCUCCUCCACCGAAGGCACCUCCGUGCGCGUCGACUCGCGUUAUCUGCGCGGUGGGUUGUGGGUGUGCGAGCGUCGAAGUAAAAUGGCGGACUUGGCAAACGAAGACAAGCCUGCCAUAGCGCCCCCUGUGUUUGUUUUCCAAAAAGAUAAAGCACAGAAGCGAUCUGCGGAUGGCUCAAGUGCGGAGGAUGGAGAAGAUUCAGAUAAAGACGAGGCAAGCUAUUGCCCCCCAGUGAAAAGGGAAAGGACCUCAUCGUUCCCACCCCCACAUUCUGCUCCCAAGAACAAUGUAUUCAUGCCCUCAAGUUUCUGCCAGUCUCCGACUGGGAACUCUGACUCUGAGCCAGAGGAGAAGCCCGUGGGAUUCCGUUUAAAGCCACCAACUCUCAUACAUGGACAGGCACCGAGUUCAGGUGUCCCAAGUCAGAAACCCAAGGAGCAACAACGCAGUGUCCUCCGCCCUGCAGUUCUCCAGGCACCACCCUCUAAAUCACAUAUAGAGUCCAAUUCCAGUUGUGGAACCAAUGGUGUGAAAAAGUCAUCAGAUGGUGACCAUUUGACCCAGUCCCUCUUCCUGAACAAUACAGAGCAUUCAGCCACGCUGGCCAAGUCACAGAAACAUGAAAAUGAGGAAGAUGGAGCAAGUGGUAACAAUGAUGAAGGUGAAAGAGAGAAGAAGGAGGGAGACGUAGCAAUAUCUUUUGUGUUUGGUCAGAAUAUCAAAGACAGAGCAAAGCUGGAAGAGAACAGUACAGAAGACAAGUCAAAGGAUAGUGUGCCACUGGACUCCCAAUCAGAAGGCACUAAUUAUUUCUUACAGUACAUCUCUACCCCAAGUGCAAAAAAUGCCACAAACAGUACAGACGGUGGAGCAAAAUUUGUUUUUGGGCAGAACAUGUCUGAAAGAGUUCUGAGCCCCCCUAAGGGUGAGUCUGCAAAUGAGGAAAAUAAAGAGGUUCCAGCUCCCCCCGCUUCAGAGCCCUCUUCACAGGAAACCACCCCAGAGAAGGUGAACAGCGUGUCAGAGUCUUUGGAGGAGUCUGCAGCAGCAUACACCAAAGCCACAGCCAAGAAGUGCAUCUUAGAGAAAGUUGACGUCAAAACCGGAGAGGAAUCGGAAAGCAAUGUUUUACAGAUGCAGUGCAAGCUAUACGUUUUUGAGAAAACCGCUCAGUCGUGGAUAGAGAGAGGUCGAGGUUUGCUGAGGCUCAACGACAUGGCAUCGACGGAAGACGGCAUGCUACAGUCUCGUCUAGUGAUGAGGACCCAGGGCAGCCUGCGGUUGAUCCUCAACACCAAACUUUGGCCCCAGAUGCAGGUGGACAAGGCCAGCGAGAAGAGUGUACGAAUCACUGCCAUGGACACAGAGGACCAGGGGGUCAAGGUCUUCCUAAUAGCGGGUAGCUCUAAGGACAUAGGUCAGCUGGCUGCAGCGUUACAUCACCGCAUCUUGGCCCUGAAGAGCCGGGCAGAGCAGGAGCCCGAGGCGCCGGCGACAACCAUCCCCGACGCCGAAGUACCGCAGUCCAACGAGGACGACAGCGAUGAGGAGGGCAACGCCUCCGCUUCUGCUUCAGCCUCCACUCCUGCAACAAGUAAUUCAGAGGGAGGAGAGAGCCAGGCAACAGGGAGCACAUAGCGUCACUCGUGGACAGCCCGCCAAGAUGCUGCUGUUAAAGCUUUUUGCUGUAGGCAUCACCAUGGACAACCCCUUGACCAACAUGGGUCCUCCAGACCAGUACUUUUGGAUAUUAGAAGUCUAGCUCCAGGAAAUAACCCCCCGUGCCGGAGUGUCUCACUCAACUUGUGCAGUUCAUCUUCUCUGCAUUCAGCGUAAUAUCUGGAGUCCUUUUUUCCCCCCUCCCUCUCCUGUUUUUGUGUUUUCUUUUUGUUCUCGAGUAUUUUUUUUUCCCUCUCCCCCAUAGCAAAAAUAAAGACUUCAAAGCUUUGGUUUGGGACUUUUCUGCUCAUCAUAUUGAUGAGCGUAAGGGUGUUUUCCUCUACAUUUUAAAGUAUGGCACAUGUUAAGACUGCAGUUUCUACUUUGGGACCUUUUUACUCACUCUACAGUCGAACCUCUGGACACCACACAUCCAGAGGAGCUUCAUUCACAAUGUAUUUGACUCGUCAUCCAGUCAGUUGUUCUACAUCCAGUCCCGCCCGCCCCGUCCUCCCCCAUCCCAACCAGUCUGUGCGUUAGGUUUUGGAAAAUGUAAUUUAUUUUGGGCCGUCAUUUUCAUUAAGGCAUCUCAACACAUGUGCUGUUUGUAAUGGCUAGCCAAGACCACUCAAGUUAUCAUUAAUAGCAGUUUCAUAUAUUUCUUAUUGACCUAUAUUAUAGUGGUAAAAGACUGAAACUGUGCAGUUUCUGCUAAUGUGAGUGACUUAUGAGGACAAAAGGGCAGAAGGAUUCACCUCAAAUCUUUCUCUAAAUAAAAAAAGAUGUUAGUCAUUCACCUUAUGGAAUUUUUUUUUAAAUUUUUUUUUUAAAGAAAGAUUAACUCAUCAGUCUACAUUCUGCAUGUAACUGUUAUUUCUGUUUUCUUUUCAGCAUCCCGAGAGUUUAUUGUGUUGAUAUAUUUUUUAUUUUGAAAAUAUUAAAACUUUUUAUCCAUUCCCACUUCAAAAACAUGAUGGAAUGAAGACUUAACUUCAUGUGUGGAUAAUUGAGUGAAACUGUAAUACCCUUUUUGAAUGUCAUGUACAUUUGAAUAUAUCAUCAUUUAGUAGCGCACCAUGUUUUCUCAUCCCCUCCAACUGCCCCCUUUACAAAAUAAACCAUUUUGGACUGACA
Molecule: messenger RNA, 2814 nt
Organism: Scophthalmus maximus (turbot)
Lineage: Eukaryota; Metazoa; Chordata; Actinopteri; Pleuronectiformes; Scophthalmidae
Gene: ranbp3b
Product: RAN binding protein 3b
Exons: 17
Coding region: 103-1659 (518 amino acids)
Biological process (GO): protein export from nucleus
Cellular component (GO): nuclear pore; cytoplasm
Molecular function (GO): GTPase activator activity
Source: RefSeq, a predicted model, not a curated record